This is a messenger RNA of Fonsecaea multimorphosa CBS 102226, 1809 nucleotides long. RefSeq lists its product as uncharacterized. The record is from RefSeq and is a predicted model, not a curated record. The transcript has 2 exons. Lineage: Eukaryota; Fungi; Ascomycota; Eurotiomycetes; Chaetothyriales; Herpotrichiellaceae. The coding region runs from base 1 to 1809 and encodes 602 amino acids. Gene Ontology annotation, molecular function: xanthine transmembrane transporter activity. Gene Ontology annotation, biological process: xanthine transport; transmembrane transport. Gene Ontology annotation, cellular component: fungal-type vacuole; membrane.
AUGGACUUCUCGGCCAAGACAAUGAAGGCAGAGACGACCACCGCCGAUGGUUUCGCAGAUUCUUCGGUCUCAUCUACAUGUGAGACCCCAUCUACGGCAGAUGCCGAUGUCGCUCACGGAGAAACGACUUCGAAGCUCGAUUUGCGCCAGAGAGCAGGUCGAAUCUGGUCGUACGUGUGCACCAAAGAAGCGUGGUUCGGCAACUACGACUACUUGUACCUCGUCACGCCCAAUAUCCCGCCGUUCAACCGCAAAUACAAAGACAAGACCAUUCCCUUCUACGGCUUGAACGACGAGGUGCCCAUCUUCCUGACCAUCCUGCUCGGCCUGCAGCACGCCCUGACCCUGAUCGGGUCCAUCGUGACCCCUCCGCUGGCAGUCGCGUCGGGCGCCUUCAACCUACCGACCAACCAAGUCUCGUACCUCGUUUCUGUGGCCUUCAUCACCACGGGAAUCGCGACAGCGCUCCAGGUGACCCGGGUCCAUGUCCGGGGCACUCCCUUCUUCAUCGGUACAGGUCUUUUAUCUGUCGUGUCCAACACGUUCGACAUCAUCGCCGUCGCCUUCAGCUACACGGGUAUGCGAUACAAGAACGGCACCUGCCCCGUUGCCGCGGACGGCACUCAGCUUCCCUGUCCCGAUGCGUACGGCGCCCUUCUAGGGUCGAUGCUCGUGACCGUGUGGAUUCAGAUCCUCAUAUCCAUGAUCCCUCCGCGCUUAUUGAACAAGAUCUUCCCCAAGGUCGUCACGGGCUCGCUGCUGCUGCUAGUCGGCGUAUACUUGAUCAACAGCGGCAUGCAGAAUUGGGCCGGUUCCUCCAACUGCAACAACGGCACCGGGUUUUACGCGCUGUGUCCGAACAUCUACAGCCCCAGGCCUCUGCCGUGGGCUGACCCGAAGCUCAUCGGCCUCGGCUUCAGCGUCUUUGUCAGCAUCGUGGUCGUGGAACAAUUCGGCUCGCCCAUCAUGAAGUCCGCUGCGGUGCUGAUCGGCUUGAUUGUGGGCUGCAUCAUCUCUGGCGCCACAGGCUACUGGUCGAGCGAGAAUAUCGACAAUGCUCCUGUCGUCACUUUUCUCUGGGUUCACACCUUCAAGCUGUCCGUGGACGGCGCCCUGAUACUGCCUUUACUCAUUAUGUUCAUCUGUGAAGGUGUCAGCUGCAUGCCGGACAUCCUGGCCACCGCCGAAAUCUCGGGCGUCGAUGUCGAGGGCAGCGAAUUCAACAGCCGGAUCCAAGGCGGCAUUCUAUGCGAUGGCCUAGGCAGCCUAAUGAGUACCCUGGGAACGGGUCUUCCCAUGGUUUCCCAAGCCGGAAACAAUGGCACCAUCGUGCUAACCGGUUGUGCUUCUCGACGAGCGGGCUGGGCAGCUUCCAUCUUUCUUAUCCUCAUGGGAUUCUUCGGAAAAUUCGGUGCGGUCUUCAGCGCCAUGCCGCCAUCAGUGCUCGGGGGCAUGCAGGUCUUCCUAUACGGCACCAUCGCUGUUGCCGGUAUUCGAGUUCUGGGAAUGGUGCCGUUUACUCGACGCAACCGCUUCAUCUUGACCGUCGCUCUCGGAAUCGGGUUCGUCGACAUUGUCACUCCCACCUGGUUUGACCAGAUUUUGGAUUACAGCGGCUCAAACAUCCAUCUCCAGGGAUUCGAGCAAGGGCUGAACCUGAUUGUCGAAACGCCGUUCAUCAUUGCUGCGGUGAUCGGAGUUUUCCUGAACCUGGUUCUGCCCAACGACAAGAGUGCGAUGGACGCCAUGAUGAACAACAACAUGAACUCGAAGGGUGAGGUAAUCGCUCUGCCACAGGUAGAGGGGUGA